AUGCAGUUCUCUGUCGUGCAGCUUUUUGCGCUGCUCUCUCUGAGCGCUCAUACACUUGCUUUCAACAAGAGAGCAAUCAACGCUUUCAAACGACCUCACGACGUGUGGUCGCAGGUUCUCCAUGAGCGAGCGCCAGUACCGCCAGCUCAUCAAGCUCAUCCGAUUCAAAAAGAACGACGUGUUCCCCCUCCCAAGUCCUCUCGGAAACAAAAGCGAGCCUCACCGUACCUGAAUGCAAACACCGAAAAGUUCGUGGUCGACGGCACGGCUAUUCCGGACGUCAAUUUCGAUAUUGGAGAGUCAUAUGCAGGACUCCUACCAAUUUCAGACGAUCCCAAUGAAACUCGACAGCUCUUUUUCUGGUUCUUCCCCAGCUCCAAUCCCGCCGCGGCGAACGAAGUGACCAUUUGGUUCAACGGUGGCCCGGGAUGCAGUUCGUUGAGUGGCCUUCUCACCGAGAAUGGACCAUUUUUGUGGCAAGCUGGCACUCUCGCUCCCACGCCAAAUACCUACAGUUGGUCAAACUUGACCAAUAUGCUAUGGGUAGAGCAACCUAUAGGCGUAGGAUACACACAGGGUGUUCCCAACAUCACCAAUGAAGUUGAGCUCGGUCUGGAAUUCAUUGGCUUCUAUAAGCAAUUCGUGGACGCCUUUGGUCUGCAGAACCGAAAAGUUUAUCUCACCGGAGAAUCAUAUGCCGGGUAUUACGUGCCCUACAUCGCGGAUGCUUUCAUCACGGCCGACGACACGGAGUAUUACAACCUGGCAGGCGUAGGGAUCAAUGACCCCAUUGUCGGAGACGAAACAAUUCAACAACAAGUGGUGAUAUCCCCCUUCGUGGACUAUUGGAGCCAUCUAUUUUAUCUCAAUGCAUCUUUGACCGCCGCCAUGCACGAUCUUCACGAUUACUGUAACUACAGCUCCUAUUGGGACCUCUUCUUCACAUUUCCGCCACCGUCGGAACCGUUCCCUGUGCUCCCAGAUCCUUUCACGAGCGACGACUCUACCUGUGACAUCAUUGACCUUGUGUAUGCAGCGGCUCUCGAAGUCAACCCAUGCUUCAACAUCUAUCACAUUACCGAUACCUGCCCCUUCGUCUAUGGACACCUCGGCAUCGUCAACUCAGGUGACUAUCUGCCACCCGGAGCGAACGUCUACUUCAAUCGCACCGACGUUCAAGCAGCAAUCAAUGCGCCAGUGGGUACCAACUGGAUGCAGUGCACAGAUAUCAACGUGUUUGGAAAUGGAGACAACGAUAACGAGACCCUCCAAGACAUGUCUCUUGCUCCGGCGCAAAACGAGGUAUUGCAAAGAGUCAUCGAGUACACGAACAACACUAUGAUUGGCGUUGGAAAUCUCGAUUUCUUACUUGUUCCCAACGGCACACUAUUUGCGCUGCAGAAUGUCACCUGGAACAACGCGAAAGGCUUCCAAUCCUACCCGCAAGGCGAGCCGUUCUACGUUCCCUAUCACCCCGAAACGAACCUCGGACGUGCCUCUGAGGCAGGCAUCGUCGGGUACUGGGGCACCGAGCGCGGACUGACGUUCUACACUGUCCAGCUUUCCGGUCAUGAACUCCCCGGCUAUGCAGCUGGUAGUGGGUAUCGCAUGCUCGAAGUGCUUUUGGGGCGUGUACCGAAUCUGAGCACCAGAGGCGACUUCACGACGCAGACGGGAAAUUUCACAGGCUAA
Messenger RNA from Rhinocladiella mackenziei CBS 650.93, 1692 nucleotides. RefSeq lists its product as uncharacterized. NCBI's taxonomy places the organism in Eukaryota, Fungi, Ascomycota, Eurotiomycetes, Chaetothyriales, Herpotrichiellaceae. Gene Ontology annotation, biological process: proteolysis. Bases 1 to 1692 code for a protein of 563 amino acids. The transcript is spliced from 3 exons. Gene Ontology annotation, molecular function: serine-type carboxypeptidase activity. The record is from RefSeq and is a predicted model, not a curated record.